AUUUUCCUCACGCCGUACGCCGGCGAGGCACAGCUGCCCGCCAUCACGGCGCUCAUCGAGCACGAGCUCAGCGAGCCGUACAACGUCUACACCUACCGCUACUUCCUCCACGCCUGGCCGCAGUUCUGCUUCCUCGCCUGGGCCGAGCAGGAGGCGAACUCGGCGGCGGCCGCCUCCACCGCCCGCACCCGCGCCACGCCCAUCGGCGUCGUCGUGUCGAAGCUCGAGCCGCACCGCGGGCAGCAGCUGCGCGGCUACAUUGCCAUGCUCAGCGUCGCGCCCGGCUGGCGCGGCCGCCGCGUGGCCACGCGCCUCGUGCACCUCACCGUGCGUGCGCUGCACGCCGCCGGCGCCGCCGAGGUCGUGCUCGAGACCGAGGUCGACAACGUGGCGUCGCUGGCGCUGUACGAGUCCUUCGGCUUCAUCCGCGAGAAGCGCCUGUUCCGCUUCUACAUGAACGGCAAGGACUGCUUCCGCCUGCUGCUGCCCGUGCCGCCG
Molecule: messenger RNA, 498 nt
Organism: Tilletiopsis washingtonensis
Lineage: Eukaryota; Fungi; Basidiomycota; Exobasidiomycetes; Entylomatales
Product: acyl-CoA N-acyltransferase
Exons: 2
Biological process (GO): N-terminal peptidyl-methionine acetylation
Cellular component (GO): NatC complex
Molecular function (GO): protein-N-terminal amino-acid acetyltransferase activity
Source: RefSeq, a predicted model, not a curated record